This is a messenger RNA of Carassius gibelio (silver crucian carp), 3689 nucleotides long. RefSeq names its product cryptochrome-1-like. Gene Ontology annotation, cellular component: cytoplasm; nucleus. The record is from RefSeq and is a predicted model, not a curated record. The transcript has 15 exons. Gene Ontology annotation, biological process: entrainment of circadian clock by photoperiod; circadian regulation of gene expression; negative regulation of DNA-templated transcription. NCBI's taxonomy places the organism in Eukaryota, Metazoa, Chordata, Actinopteri, Cypriniformes, Cyprinidae. Bases 165 to 2108 code for a protein of 647 amino acids. Gene Ontology annotation, molecular function: FAD binding; DNA binding.
GUCUAUGAUGUGAACCUUCUCUGAUUCGGCCCGGUUCUGUGUAAAAGUGGACUUUGGUCGACUGAGCGGGUCUGAAGGCACAUCUUCAUUAACUCUGAGAUGAUUUAAUCACAUAAAUUCAUACCCGCGCUUCAGUAACGCCUCAGUGUCUCGGGCGCAGCAUCAUGUCCGUCAGCUCCGUCAGCUCCGUGCACUGGUUCAGGAAGGGUCUGCGUCUGCAUGAUAACCCGGCUCUGCUGGAGGCCGCCCGGGGCUCACACACGCUGCGCUGCGUGUACUUCCUGGACCCCUGGUUCGCCGGGGCCUCCAACCGCGGGGUCAACCGCUGGAGGUUUCUGCUGCAGUGUCUGGAGGAUCUGGACUCCAGUCUUCGUAAACUCAACUCCUGUCUGUUCGUCAUCCGUGGUCAGCCGGCUAACAUCUUCCCGCGCCUCUUCAAGGAGUGGAAAGUGUCUCGGCUGACGUUCGAGUGUGACUCAGAGCCGUUCGGGAAAGAGCGAGAUGCAGCUAUAAAGAAACUGGCGUCUGAAGCAGGAGUGGAGGUGAUCGUGAAGACCUCGCACACGCUUCACGACCUGGACAGGAUCACGGAGCUGAACGGUGGUCAGCCGCCGCUGACGUAUAAACGCUUCCAGACGCUGGUGAGCAGCAUGGAGCCGCCGGAGCCUCCGCUGGAGCCGCUGACCCGAGAGCUGCUGGGAGACUGUGUGACGCCCAUCAGCGCAAACCACAGAGAGAGAUACGGGGUGCCCCUGCUGGACGAGCUGGGAUUCGACACUGAGUCUUUGGAUCCUGCUGUUUGGCCCGGAGGAGAAUCAGAGGCGCUGAUGAGGUUGGAGCGACACUUCGGACCCGACUCCAACACGGCGUGGAAGGAGAACUUCGAGCGUCCGAAGAUGAGCUCCAGUCCGCUGCUGGCCAGUCCGCUGGGCUUGAGCCCGUACCUGCGCUUCGGCUGUCUGUCCUGCCGUCUCUUCUACUACAAACUCACUGAACUCCACAACAAGGUGAAGAAGAACGCAAGCCCGUCGAUUUCUCUUUACGACAAGCUCUUAUGGAGGGAGUUCUUCUACACGGCGGCGAGCAACAACCCGCGCUUCGACCGCAUGGAGGGAAACCCCAUCUGCAUCCGCAUCCCGUGGGACAGGAACCCCGAGGCGCUUGCCAAGUGGGCCGAGGCCAAGACGGGCUUCCCGUGGAUCGACGCCAUCAUGACCCAGCUGCGUCAGGAGGGCUGGAUCCAUCAUCUGGCGCGGCACGCCGUGGCCUGCUUCCUGACGCGAGGAGAUCUCUGGAUCAGCUGGGAGGAGGGCAUGAAGGUGUUCGAGGAGCUGCUGCUGGACGCUGACUGGAGUGUGAACGCCGGGAGCUGGCUCAGUCACUCCUGCAGCUCCUUCUUCCAGCAGUUCUUCCACUGCUACUGUCCCGUGGGAUUCGGACGCAGGAUUGACCCCAACGGAGACUUCAUAAGACGUUACUUACCCGUGCUCCGAGAUUUUCCGGCCAAGUUCAUCUACGAUCCCUGGAACGCACCGGACGACGUGCAGCGGGCUGCCAAAUGUGUGAUUGGCGUGGAUUACCCCAAACCCAUGGUGAACCACGCUGAGGCCAGCCGCCUGAACAUCGAGAGGAUGCGGCAGAUCUACCAGCAGCUCUCCAGAUACCGCGGACUCAGUCUUCUUGCAACUGUUCCAUCCAAUCACAAGGAGGUCGUGGGUGCAAAUGAAUCUCAAGGAGCAACGGCGCCCCCUACAUGCUGGAGGACCCACUGCAGCACUUCGUCUCACACAGGGGUCAGGAGAGAACAGCAGGGAGCAAGCAGAGCGAGACAUAGCAUAACAAGACAGCGACACGCCCUCAGCCACCGUACAUCACCCUACACCAUCCAGAGCGACCUGACGGAGCGCAGCCACGAGUUUGCCAUCCCUAAACAACCAGGGCGUCUGAUUUGGCCGGCUGGGGGUGGGACUGGAAGGAGUGAAAAAGAGGAGGCGGGGCUUAACCGUUGCCAUGGUGAUGAUGGCCCCUCCUCCUCCUCUUCAGCACCAAAAGCCCAAGAUGAUGAAAAAAUGCAGGAAGAUGCGGAGGGCGUGGCCUUCUGUUCCUAAGCUCCUCCCACUGAUGGAUUCGCAGAACGUACUACAACCUUUCCUCGUGUGUUAAACACAAACAUGAGUAACUCGAAACGGUUUGUCCAAUCAAAUCGUGGUGAAAAAUGCAAUUUUUACAUUUUUAGAAAUUUUAUACAAUUUCAAUUAACUAAAAUGUAAUUAUUAUCCCAAAAACUGAUUUUACAAAUCAGAUGUAAAUACUUUCUUCAUGUCAUUAAACUUUAAAACUAAAGGUCCUUUCACACCAAACUUUAAACGAAUGAGUGCAACGUCAGUUUGAACAACAAUCUAAAUAAUAACUAUUUAUUUAUAUUUAAGAAUGUAGUUGACGAAAACAUGAACCAAAGCUCAAGUCUUAUUGGUCUCCAUGUUGAAAAAUCGAGUGCCUCCUAUUAUUUGCUGUAAAAAGUAAAAAAAUCGCAAACAGCCGAAGAAAAACAUGCGUUGUGCCACAUUUCAACUGAUCCAGAUUUGCUCAGUAUUAUGGAUGAAUGGAAGAGUUUCAGCAGCGCUGCUCUGAUCCGGACUCACCUGUACAUACCUGCGUCUGUUUCCAUGGUGAUGUGAGAGUCACAUGACCGCUGGAUUGUGUUUGGGUCCAAACUAUUGUAACUGAAUGAAUGAUUGUCUCAUCUGUAAAAACAACUUUGUUUUGCUCCAUUUGUUCAGUGUUUUUGCACAAAUAGAAUAAUGUAGAAUAGGCUCGUCGUCAGUCUUCCAUCGCUGUACAUUAUUGUCAUCGCUUCCAUCUCUAUGUACUCCAGUGUUUUGUAUAUGACAGCUGUAUCUUAUGGAGGUGUACAUUUUUACCAUUUGUGUUUUCAGUUUUUAUAAAAAAUAUUAGUAGCUGUUUUGAAUUUUAAAGAUAAAUUAUAUCUAUCUAUCUAUCUAUCUAUAUAUAUAUAUAUAUAUAUAUAUAUAUAUAUAUAUAUAUAUAUAUAUAUAAAUAUAUAAAGAGCUGGGUAGUAACGGAUUAGAUGUAAUCUGGAUUACGUUAUUAGAUUCCAAAAAUUAAGUACUUAAAAUACUUGUAAUCAGACUACAUUUACUUUUUUAUUGAUUACAUAAUAUUUACAAAAUUGCAAUAAAAUAUUAAUUAUUGUUGAUUCUCCUUAAUUCCUAUUUUUCAUUUUUAAAUGUUCCUUUCUAACAUAGCUGUUCUUUAAUCGCACAAACCUCCUGAACCCCAGUUUGGGAAACCUUGACAUGAUGUAAUGUUUAUUACAACAAAUGGAAUAUAUUCUCUUAUUCUCUGUAUUUGUAUAUCAAUAUGUCCUAUUUAAAUCAGUGUGAUAAACUAGUUUGGUCAAAAGUAAUCAGAAAGUAGUCUGAUUAUAUUAUCUAAAACGUCUAAUUGAAUGGGUUACAUUAAUAAGUAAAUAUUUUGUCAUGUGAUCAGUAAUGAACUUCUGUUUGUAAGUAAUCUGCCCAGCGCUUUGUAUGUGUGUGUGUGUAUAUAUAUAUAUAUAUAUAUAUAUAUAGAUAGAUAGAUAGAUAAAGAUAUAGAUAGUACUCACAUUUGUUUCUUAGUCUGUGUGGUACUUAAUCAGCCAGCUAAUAAAAAAAUAUUUAAACAUA